GUUUUUCGAGGAGGGGAAACUUAAUAAUAGAUGAAUUAGUUUAAGGGUAAUCAUAAUAUGAACCUUAUAGUUUACUUUUGUUGAAGUAGUAAAAGAAAGGAAACUCAGGGCUGUGAAUUGGUACUACUUGCUCUUCUAUAAGUUUUGUUGAAUAAUAUAGAAACUCAUGAAAGCUAAAACAUUAGUUUUUGUUUGUUUAAAUGUAAGUGUCAAUACAAUAGAUGUCAACUCUUCUUAUAUUUCUUUUUUCUGGUAAGGCUAACAACCACCAGCAUGCUUUCGAUUACUAAAAGAACUAUCAACUUGAGCUAAAACUACAAGUAAUGGAUAAUCAAAUAAGCUAAUUCUCCAAAUGAAUGAGUCAACAGCCAUACUCUUAGCUAUAAAAACAAGGCACAUUAGUCUCUUACCAUCUCACCCUUCAAUUAACAAAACAUAAUACUUAUCUACUAUAGCCAACAAUGGCAAGUCUUAAGCUAUCCUUGCUUGUCUUUCAUCAACUUCUGCUUGUUCUUUGUGUCUUCGAAAGGGCUACCGCACAAGGCUUGAAACUCGGCUUCUACCAGCGCUCUUGUCCAUCAGCAGAAACUGUCAUUAAAAGGACAACAUCUCAGUACAUCUCUCGAGUUCCAACGCUUGCUGCACCUCUCUUGAGGCUGCAUUUUCAUGAUUGUUUUGUCAGGGGAUGUGAUGGUUCUGUUCUAUUGAACUCAACAAGUAAAAACCAAGCAGAGAAAGCAGCCAUUCCCAAUCUCAGCCUAACAGGAUUUGAUGUCAUUGAUGUUGCGAAAUCCGCAGUAGAAAAGAUAUGCCCUGGUGUUGUUUCAUGUGCUGAUAUCUUGAGUUUGGUUGCUAGAGAUGCUGUAUCCAUGAUUUAUGGACCCUCUUGGGAUGUUCCAACCGGCAGAAGAGAUGGAAAAGUAUCAACAUCUUUGGAGGCUUUAACCAAUUUACCUCCUCCCUUUGCUAACAUAACAAUACUCAAAUCCAUGUUUGCUACAAAGGGUUUAAAUGUUAAAGACCUGGUUGUUUUGUCAGGAGGACACACCAUUGGAAGAUCUGCAUGUGCUGCCUUCAACAACCGAUUGUAUAAUUUCACUGGCAAAGGAGAUGCAGACCCCUCAUUGGAUCCAAACUAUGCUGCAACCUUGAGAAAAAAAUGCGGUCCUACUGAUUUUACCACACGAGUAGAAAUGGACCCCGGCAGCUUCAAAUCAUUCGAUAACGAUUACUACACCAUUGUAGCUAAAAGAAGAGGCUUAUUCCAAUCUGAUGCAGCUCUCCUUGAUGAUCCUAACACGAAGAGCUACGUUAAAGAGCAAGCAACCUCACAAAAACCCUCUUUUGCUAAGGAUUUUGCUGUGUCUAUGGUGAAGAUGGGAAAGAUUGGAGUUCUUACUGGCAAUUCUGGUGAAAUCAGGAAGCAUUGUGCUUUUGUUAAUCAUUGAUCAAUGUGCCAAUGAUUUCUGAUAGCUUUUUUUUUCUUCUUGCUCUUGAAAUAAACAAGUUUGUAUAUUGUAUAAUAUUUGAUGCUGUAAAGUAAAAUUGCAGCCACAAUGGGUUGCAGGUGGUAAUAUUUAUUGCCUUGUUCGACAAUAAUCUGCUUUUACCAUAUUGUGAUUUAGUUUUAUGAGAUUGAAUCAAAAUUCGACGGUCACUCUUUAAGUUAGUACGGAAGAAGGCCGGAAUAAAAAAAGUUCUCUAUCGUAGGACAAUGUUACUAAAACUUAUUUUAAAAACAUGUCACAUUAUAACUACUGGAAACAACAACAUCUUGUUCGAAUCAACUUCUGUAAUUUUGUUUUUCAUUUACUAAUCAAGUUAUAACUUAAAAUAUAAUAUUUUAAUGUGUUUAUUAUAAAUAAAGUAAUAAUUUUG
Cannabis sativa is the source of this 1878-nucleotide messenger RNA. Its product is annotated as peroxidase 27. Gene Ontology annotation, biological process: hydrogen peroxide catabolic process; response to oxidative stress. NCBI's taxonomy places the organism in Eukaryota, Viridiplantae, Streptophyta, Magnoliopsida, Rosales, Cannabaceae. Gene Ontology annotation, molecular function: peroxidase activity; heme binding. Bases 462 to 1448 code for a protein of 328 amino acids. The transcript has 4 exons. Gene Ontology annotation, cellular component: plant-type cell wall; plasmodesma. The record is from RefSeq and is a predicted model, not a curated record.